AUGGCAAAGUUGAGGAGAAACACAAGAAGUGCAACACUCCCAGAAACCUUUUUCACCAUCCACAUGGCAGACCCUCAAGAAGUGCAUCUCAGCAAAAUUGCUAACGGAGUCAAAGAAUCACAUUUCUUGGGGGACAAUAGUUUUCAUGGUCCAAUGAAUGAGUCAGCAAUGAGUAGGAAAAAAAUGUAUUACAGUUGGUUCAGAAUAGUCAUCCAUUCUGCACUUGUGUUGGUGUGUGGAUCAGCUGCGACACUCCUUGGAAGAUUGUACUAUGAAAAAGGUGGAAAGAGUAAAUGGAUGGGAACACUUGUUCAACUUGGUGGUUUCCCUAUUUUGCUUCCUUAUUACUUCAUCACAGCACCCAAAAAUUUGACCACAAACAACAGCAUUCAUCCAAAUCAGCCAUCUGCUACAAUGCUAGCAUUUGUCUAUGUCUCAAUUGGCCUGCUUCUGGCAUUAGGUUUUUAUUUAUAUUCAGUCGGGCUAUGGUACCUUCCUGUCUCAACCUAUUCACUCAUUUGCUCAUCCCAGUUGGCUUUUAAUGCUUUAUUCUCAUACUUCCUCAAUUCACUCAAGUUCACACCUUACAUGGUAAGCUCUUUAGUCCUUCUCACCAUUUCCUCUACCCUUCUUGUAGUUCAAAACGAGUCAUCAUCAGAUGAUUCAGACUCCACACAAAUAUCCAAGAAAAAGUAUGUGAUUGGAUUCAUAGCCACAAUUUGUGCAUCAGCAGGGUAUGGACUGUGGCUUUCCCUCACUCAGCUGGUGUUCAAGAAGGUUAUAAAAAGGGAAACAUUGAAAGUGAUCAUGGAUAUGAUAAUAUACACGUUCCUUGUAGGAACUUGUGCUAUUAUAGUGGGACUUUUUGCAAGUGGAGAAUGGCAUGGUUUGAAGAAUGAAACGAAGGAAUAUGAGACGGGGAAGGCUUCGUAUGUGCUGAACCUCACUUUCACAGCCAUAUUUUGGCAACUCUUUACAAUUGGUUGUUUGGGGCUUACCAGUGAGGUUUCUUCCCUCUUCUGUAAUGCCAUAACAGUUUUGAGAGUGCCUCUUGUUCCAAUGUUGGCAGUGAUAUUCUUCCAUGACAAAAUGCAUGGUAUUAAGGUUAUCUCCAUGAUGCUAGCUAUUUGGGGCAUUAUCUCAUAUUUGUAUCAACAGUACAUUGAUGAUACCGAGUCCAAAAACAGAAGCACCACUCAUGAUCCUAAAGCUUCUGCAUCACUGGAAUGGGUUCAUAAAUGAGUUACGUAGCCUUUUUAACUAGAUAUGAACGCACCAGUUUGUAGGUGUAAAUCACUGCUCAACCAAUGUAUCAAAUUUGGCUGAAGGCCUUCAU
Messenger RNA from Vigna radiata var. radiata (mung bean), 1336 nucleotides. RefSeq names its product purine permease 21-like. Gene Ontology annotation, molecular function: purine nucleoside transmembrane transporter activity. The transcript has 3 exons. The coding region runs from base 1 to 1242 and encodes 413 amino acids. Gene Ontology annotation, cellular component: membrane. The record is from RefSeq and is a predicted model, not a curated record. Lineage: Eukaryota; Viridiplantae; Streptophyta; Magnoliopsida; Fabales; Fabaceae.